Molecule: messenger RNA, 1578 nt
Organism: Orbilia oligospora ATCC 24927
Lineage: Eukaryota; Fungi; Ascomycota; Orbiliomycetes; Orbiliales; Orbiliaceae
Exons: 1
Coding region: 1-1578 (525 amino acids)
Biological process (GO): biosynthetic process; regulation of cell shape; cell division
Cellular component (GO): cytoplasm
Molecular function (GO): ATP binding; acid-amino acid ligase activity
Source: RefSeq, a predicted model, not a curated record
AUGCAUAGCUUAGAGCAGCUUCUUUCUCCAGUCUCAGAAGCUGAAAUAAUUAGCGGCAACAAGGGCAUUCAAAUCACCCAAAUCUUCGACGACUCUCGAGAGGUCAUUGUUGGCUCUGCGUUUAUCUCCAUCCCACUGGAUGGGGAUAUAUAUGAAGGCUUCAGCGAUGAAAAGGAAACCAGAAUGGUUGCUAUAGCACUAGAUGCUAUAAAAAGGGGUGCAGUGGCUAUCAUCGCCGAAAACAAGGGCGUGCUUUUGAAGAUACCGGAUUCGGUGACCAAGGUAUUCGUACCUGACGCCCGGAGAGCAUCUGGUCUCAUGGCUGCCGAAUUCUAUGAUCAUCCGUCGAGAAAGAUGGUAUUAAUUGGUGCGACCGGUACGAAUGGUAAAACUACCACAGCAAACCUUACGGCCUCAAUACUCCGCCAUGCAGGGUUCAAGUCGGUUGGUGUUAUAGGAACACUAGGAGCAACGACUGAAAACAUGUUGAUUGAUAUUAAGGAAUCUACUACCCCAAGAAGUCUGGUUCUUCAAGGGAUUCUAUCGAGGUUCUUAGAGGCCGGAGUCGAGGCGGUGGUCAUGGAGGUUUCAAGUCAUGGCCUAGCACUUCAACGAGUCGUAGAGUGUGCUUUUGAUGCUGCGAUAUUUACGAAUUUGACCGAAGAUCAUUUGGAUUUUCAUAAAACUAUGGAAGGGUAUUGGGCGGCAAAGAUGCUGCUCUUUUCGGAUAUUGCAAAAUAUUCUAUGCAAUUCAAACGCUUCGCUGCGAUCAUUAAUACGGACGACGAAUACGGCCGCAACUUGAUCAAGGAUGUUGUUGAGGCGUCUUACGAAUAUAUCACUUAUAGUGUAACGGAAAACUCAGAUAUCAAAGCCGAGGAUAUCAAAAUUUCAAACCGUAAGAUAGGAUUUACCAUCAAUAAAUAUUGCGAAGACGACAGUUCAGUACCUUUCACAGCUCCUUUAGUCGGACGCUUCAACGUUUACAACUGUCUCGCCGCAAUCUCUGUUGGCCAGCAUCUUAAAAUCCCUCCCUCAAGCCUCCAAGACGGGUUAAAUUGUGCAAAGGCACCAACAGGACGCAUGGAAUUCAUAGAUGAAGGACAAUCAUUUAACGUCAUCGUUGACUACGCAUACAAUCCCGAUGGCCUCGAAAAAGUACUCACAGCGCUUAAGGAAUUAGUAACAGGCAGGUUGAUUUGCGUCUUCGGAGCUAGUGAUCAUCGAUAUUCGGAUAGGUUGAAACGUUCCAGUAUGGGUUCUGUGGCCGUUGGACUCGCGGAUUUGGUCAUUCUUACAAGUGAUAACCCUGGAUUUGAGGAUCCUCAGGGGAUUGUGGAGGACAUUUUGGUGGGUGUUAGGAAUAUGAGGAAAGAAUCGAUUACAAGAGUUGAAAUCGAUAGGAGGGAAGCGAUUAAACUGGCCUUGGAGAUGGCGGAGGAAGGUGAUACUGUGCUUUUUGCAGGGAAGGCACAGGAGGAGUAUCAAAUUUUGGGGGAAGAGAAAACGGCUUUUGAUGAGAGAGGGAUUGUGAGAGAUACUUUGAGAAGCCUGUUGAAGGUCGAAAGAACAGUUUAA